AGGGCAGGACCUGCGAGUUAGAAAGGGUUCCCCCUUCAACGCACGCCUGACUGCCUCCUGUUGGAGAGUUGCUGUAAUACAUAAAUGCACCCAGGGCAUCUUUAGGAUGACCACCCAGCUGCGUGUGGCGUCCUGGGAGAGAGCUGGGGAAGGGACGAGAGGGGGCUGUCAGGUGGCAGGGGAGAGCAGCCUCCUGACGCUGUUUGCCUAGGAGCUGCAGGCCGUGGCACAGCAGUUCUCCCUUCCUCAGAAGCGAGUCUUGGAGGAACUGGAUGGUGUCGGCAUGAGCAUUGGGAGCACCAUCCACACCCAGCUCAAGAGCACUGUGUAUGAAGUGCUGGCCUCAGUGAGCAGCCUGGGCCAGGCCCUGCAGGUCUCUGUGGAUCACUUGCAAGCCCUAAACACCACGUUGGUGGAGCUGCGGAAGGGACAGCAGGACCUGGAGCCAGCCGUCCGGGAGCACCGCGAGCGCCUCCUCGCCCUGCUGCAGGAGUCCGGCUGCCAGGGCUGCACCGAGGCCCAGAGCCGAGCCCGUGCCCUGGAGCUGGGAGCUGACUUCCACCAGGUAUCCCCUGUGGACGAUGUCCUGCAUCGGCUGAAGGGUGUCCCAGAGGCCAACUUCUCCAGUAUGGUCCAGGAGGAGAACAGCACCUUCAAUGCCCUCCCGCUCCUGGUGGCCUUGCAGACGGCCAACGUGGUCAAAGAGGUGAAGAAGGUGGUGGCCCAGAAGCCUGAAGGGCUGAAGACACUGGCGGAAAGGUUCCCAGGCUGGGAGGCAGCCUCUCGCUGGAGCCGGGCGCUGAAGGAGGUGGAACAGAGUAGCCGCCCCUACCUGAAGGAGGUGCAGAGAUACGAGAAAUACAGGUGGAUUUUGGGCUGCGUGUUGUGCUCCGCAGUCCUGCUUGUGGUGGUCUGUAACCUGUUGGGCCUCAACCUGGGCAUCUGGGGACUGUCUGCCAGGGAGGACCCCAGCCGCUCGGAAGCCAAGGGCGAGGCUGGAGCCCGCUUCCUCCUGAUAGGUGUGGGCUUCAGCUUCCUCUUCGCUGCACCCCUCAUCCUCCUUGUCUUUGCCACCUUCCUGGUGGGCGGCAAUGUGCAGACUCUAGUGUGUCAGAGCUGGGAGAGCAAAGAGCUCUACAAGUUUGCAGACACCCCAGGGAACUUGCCCCCAUCCAUGAACUUGUCUCAGCUUCUUGGCCUGAAGAAGAACAUCAGCAUCCUCCUGGCCUAUCAGCAAUGCAGGGAAGGGGCCGCGCUCUGGAGCAUCCUGCAGCUCAAUGACUCCUAUGAUCUGGAGAAGCACCUGAAUAUCAGCCAGUACACUGCCAAGCUGCAGCAGGAGUUGCAGAACCUCAAAGUAGACAUGAAGAAUCUGGACCUGCUGAGCCCAGCCGCCCACCGGGACCUGGAAGCCCUGCAGAGCAGUGGGCUUGAGAAAAUCCACUAUUCCAGCUUCCUCGUUCAGAUCCAGAAGCCCGUGGUGAACACCAACAUGGAGAAGCUGGCCCAGGAGCUGGAAGAAUUGGCCCAGACCCAAGGCAGUUCUGUGCUGGGGAAGCAACUGCAGGAGGAGGCCCAAGGGCUCAAAAACCUCUAUCAGGAGAAGGUCCUCCCCCAGCAGAGCCUUGUGGCCAAUCUCAACCUCACUGUCAGGGCCCUGGCAUCCUCAGCCCCGAAUCUCCAGAUGGAGACCUCUGGUGUCUUGGACAAGGUCGCUUACCUAAAAGGAGAGCUGCCUACCUGGGCCACCAGGAUCUUGAGGAAUGAAAGUGAGUGUUUCCUGACCCGGGAGGUGGGUUACUUCUCCCAGUACGUGGCCUGGGUAAGAGAGGAGGUGACUCAGCACAUUGCCACCUGCAAACCUCUUUCCGGAGCCCUGGACAAUGGCCGUGUGGUCCUGUGUGACAUGAUGGCCGACCCCUGGAAUGCCUUCUGGUUCUGCCUGGCAUGGUGCACCUUCUUCCUGAUCCCCAGCAUCAUCUUUGCUGUCAAGACCUCCAAAUACUUUCAUCCCAUUUGGAAACGCCUCAGUUCCACCAGCUCGGAGGAGACUCAGCUCUUCCACAUCCCCCGGGUCACCUCCCUGAAGCUGUAGGGCCCCAGUGGGGGUAUUUGCUGGCUGCAAGGUGAUGCCUGGGGCUGCCUGCCUUCCUCCUCCUUUGAUUUGCCCUGGACCAGAGGACUUCUGUUGCCCUUGCUCAGAGCCCAGACUGGCAUCAGGCCUGGAUUGUCCUUCAACUCCAGUUACCUGACCCCAUUUUGCCUAUUUCUUCCCCCCCCCCUCCUUGCUGCUCAUGAACCCCUUUUUUCAUUCUCAGAAGCACAUUUAACUUUUGUUGGGCUACAGGAGCCAAUAGAUUCUUCCAGAUAUCGAUCCCUUAUCCUCCUCGCUGCAACAUAUUAGCACCAGCGGGAGCCUGUUCUCCAUCUAUUGGAACCCCUUCCUCAGCCCCGUGGGUGAGACAGAGGCCCUGCCCAACCCCAUUCUGUCACCAUCUGUCCCAUCCCCUGCCACACCUCCCCCCCGCUCCUUACCAAGCUCCUGCCCCUUUUCAUCAUCUGACCUGCCCGCCUAUCCAACUCCACUCUGCCCCAGCCCUUACAUCCUCCCCGCCGGGGAAACCUUUUUCCCUGCUUUGUCCCCUUUCUACCUUAUCCCACUACCUUGCUGGCACCCAGGGACCCCUCCUGCCCAACUAAGCUAAUCAGGUAAAGCCAUCAAGCAGGCCAGGGGACGCUAGGGCUCUCUGCCUCAUGGCCCUCGAGCCCUCCACUGCCCAGACACCUGGACCCUCCACAGGCCCUGGCCUGGAUUUCUGGCCACCCUGUGGGUUGAGGGAGGCCUGUCUGAAGGCUGAGCCCCUUGCCUGCACCCUGGGUUGGAAAUAGUGCUUUGUCCUGCAGCUCCUCUCUGAGCACUGUCUCCCUAGGAAGGGACCUGGGACACAGGCCAGAGUGGGGGGGGUCACCCCCAGCUCCCCAGAAGGUAGCCUCUUUGACAACCCCCACCCAGCUUUCCCAGGAGAGACCUGGUGGCCACAACUGGAUUUUGUACUGUGGCCAUUACUCUUUCUAUCCUAUGCAUGAGGCCUAGUCCAUCCUGUGUCUUCUCUGCAUGCUGGAUGCUGAGUCCCAGAAACAGGGAAAAGGAGAAGGAGAGAGAAGAGAUGGACAAAACCUCAGAUCCAUUAAAGUGUUAUCACUUCCUAAGCCUUGGCCUUGGAUGUCUGACACCAGCUCAGGCUAGGGCCCUCUAUGCAGUUGGUGUUUAAUGAGUUUUUUUGGAGAGGAAAAUCCAAGACUUCCUCUGACUGUAGACAUCCAGGAUUACCCCAGCAAUCAGCAGAUGGGGAGUGGGACCCACUCUGGGAGCAGGCAGACCUGGCUGCACGUCCUGGCUUUAAUGCUUGGUAGCUAGGACCCCUUGAACAUGUUCUCUGUGUUCCCUAGACCUCAGUGUCUCCACUUCUAAAUCGGAGAAAAUAGUCAUGACCGCCUCCUAGGGCUAUGAAAAAUGUGAAUUGCAUGGAAAACUCUUGGCAGGAGCCUGGCACAGAACAAAUGCUCAGAUGCUGCUUUUUUUUUUUUUUUUUUUUUUUUGCCAUGACCGCUCUGGGCCAUGGGCCGAGCUGGGUCUUGGCAGGUACAAAGGAGGAGGGAGAUGGGUCCCUGUUCAAAGGUGCGAAGCCCUUUAAGAUUGUAGUCUGCUGAGUUUCAGGGGGUGUUUAUGUUGAAUUGCAUCUUACAAGCCAGCAACAGAUCUACUACUAGAAAUUAGGAUGGUGGGUACACAACCUAUGGUCCCUGUUGCAAGCACACUCCAAGCAGGCAUCCUUGAAUGAGGCACAACUGCUUUUUUUUUUUUUUUUGGCUUUUCCCAAAGCUUUUUGGGCUUGUUUCUCAUCUGUUGCCCUAUGCAGGGAACUGUGGCGCCCUGCAUGUUAAGAAUGAAAUUGAUGGGAUGAAAAUAGAGAAAACAAUUAAAAAAUAAUUUCCAGUU
Molecule: messenger RNA, 4000 nt
Organism: Leptonychotes weddellii (Weddell seal)
Lineage: Eukaryota; Metazoa; Chordata; Mammalia; Carnivora; Phocidae
Gene: PROM2
Product: prominin 2
Cellular component (GO): microvillus; apical plasma membrane; cell surface
Molecular function (GO): cholesterol binding
Source: RefSeq, a predicted model, not a curated record